AUGGUGGAUUCUCCGGGAGAGGAGUACCACUCUAAGGAGCGAAGCUACGCCAUUACCCCUGUCACUGUGGCCCAUUACAAAUCUGCCAACUGGAAGCGCGAGCAGUUCCAGAGGUACUUGGAGAAGUCAGGCGUGCUGGACACGCUGACCAAGGUGUGGGUAGCCUUAUAUAAAGAACCAGAGAAACCUAGUAGUGCUUUGGAUUUUUCAAAGCAUCACUUAGGAGCUGCUACCCCAGAAAAUCCAGAAAUUGAGCUGCUUCACCUAGAAUUGGCAGAAAUGAAAGAGAAAUAUGAAGCUACUAUAGAAGACAAUAAAAAACUGAAAGCAAAGUGUGCUCAGUAUGAACCACCUCAUGAGGAGAAGUGUGCUGAAUAG
Molecule: messenger RNA, 378 nt
Organism: Heterocephalus glaber (naked mole-rat)
Lineage: Eukaryota; Metazoa; Chordata; Mammalia; Rodentia; Bathyergidae
Source: RefSeq, a predicted model, not a curated record